UUAAACCAUUCUGGUUAUUUGGUGGGCUCUCGCUCUCUCUCUCUCUCUCUCAUCGAGGAUUGUCUGCAACUCCUCAACUCUAUCUUCAACUCAAGAAGGCAAUAGGUAAAUCCAAUACUUAAUUUAUCUCCCUAUACAAUUUCUAUUUUCACCAGGAAACCCUACGUUUCUCUCUCUAAAACCACUGGUGAGAAACGUAAGAAACCCUAGCUUUCUCUCUCUAAAACCAGCAGUACCAUCCCUUUGUUUCGAAACCUAGAACGAGUUAAUUAGACUUGCACAGCUUUUCCUCUCUAUUGGAAAGUUCUACUCUCUAUAAGCCUAUAUAUCUUUCUCUCUGUGUAAACACCAUGGACGAGUAUCAGCACAUGGAGGGGUUCUCCAUGGACAACGACUACGAUGACGGCCAGUGGAUUGGUGGCGAAUUCUACUACAAGAGCCGGAAAGUGAAGCGCCAUCAAACAAGGGAUGAUGUUUUGUUUGGUGUAUUUGCUGGUUCUUCAUCAGAGGAUGAAGGAUCCUCGAAAAAACGCAGAAGAGAUGGAGUUUCAAAGCGGGCAGAUCUCACAAAACCAGUCAAUUUUGUUUCGACUGGUACUGUGAUGCCCUCUAAGGAAAUCGACCAAAACAUCGAGGAAAACAGUGAGGAGAGGAUGGGUCUAGGGAUGGAACAAAAGGAUGGGGGGUUAGGUUCAGGGCUAGGGUUUGUGUCAGAUUCUCAUGGAGAAGAGAGAGGUUCAGGAUUAGGGUUGGGUUUUAGUCGUCAGAACAAGGACAAUGGUGAUGGAGAUGGUGGUGAUGACAAUUUUCUGCCUACUGCAUUUGGGCGAAAAAUUAAAGAAGGGGUGCAGAGGAGAGAGAAAGAAAGAGAGAGAGAAAGGGAGAGAGAGAUGUCAAAGGGGAAGAUGAAAUCAAGCAAAGUAAAAGGGGAAUUUGGAGAUGUAGGGGAGUUCGAGAAGCAUACAAAGGGGAUCGGUAUGAGAUUGCUCGAGAAAAUGGGUUACAAAGGAGGAGGACUUGGAAAAAAUGCACAGGGUAUUGUUGCCCCCAUUGAAGCCAAGCUUAGACCCAAAAAUAUGGGAAUGGGUUACAAUUCUUACGAGGAGAAGUCAAUGGGGUUGGCCCCAUUACCAGGAUUAGAUGAAAAAAUGGAUGUUACAACGACUGUAAAGCCCAAUAUUCGUUCCAGAGAUAAGCUUUGGUUGAAGCUAAACCGAUCAAGGAUCAAUAAGAAAGACUAUGUGACAGCUGACGAAUUGUUAGCGAAGAAGCAAGAACAGGGGUUCGAGAUGGUUCAGAAGGUUUUGGAUAUGAGAGGUCCUCAAGUUAGGGUUUUGACGAAUCUCGAGAAUUUGAAUGCUGAAGAGACUGCUAAAGAGAACCAGAUACCAAUGCCUGAACUUCAAUACAAUGUAAGAUUGAUUGUCGACUUAGCAGAAGCAGAUAUUCAGAGGCUGGAUAAAGAUUUGAGGAGAGAGAGGGAGACAGUAGUGGCUCUCCAGAGAGAGAAAGAGAAGCUUCAGGAGGUGGAAGCUCGGGAACAGAAGCAAAUGGACAAUAUGGAGGGUAUCUUGGGUGCUUUGGAUAAGGUUCAGGAAGCAAAUUUGGCUGGGACUUUGACAUUGGAUUAUCUCUCUAAAAUUUUCAGUGAGUUGCAGAGCCAAUACGAAGAAGACUACAAGUUGGGUAAUCUGUCUUGCAUUGCCUGUGCAUUUGCAUUACCUCUGAUGAUUCGGCUUUUUCAGGGUUGGCAACCAUUGUUGAACCCACUGCAAGGGGUGGAGGUUAUGUCAUCCUGGAAGGAGCUGUUACAAGGGAAUGAUGCAAUUGAUUAUGGUGGUGUAUACACUGAUUCGGAGCUUGGUGUUUCAUCACCCUAUGCACAGUUGAUAAGGGAAGUUGUUCUCCCAGCUAUUAGAAUUGCAGCAACAAAUUCAUGGGAGCCUAGAGACCCUGAACCCAUGUUAAGAUUCUUGGAGUCUUGGGAUAAGCUUUUGCCACCACAAGUUCUCCAGGAAAUUCUUAUUAAUAUGGUAAUGCCCAAAUUAUCGGCAGCUGUUGAUUCAUGGGAUCCACGUCGAGAAACUGUUCCCAUACAUGCAUGGUUGCAUCCAUGGCUUCCACUUUUAGGAGACAAACUGGAGCCUUUGUACCAUCCAAUUCAGUUUAAGCUUGGAAAUGUUCUGCAUGCAUGGCAUGCUAGUGAUGCAUCAGCAUAUGCGAUUCUAUCUCCCUGGAGAACAGUCUUUGACCCCAUUAGUUGGGAACGCUUGAUUGUGCGUUAUAUAGUUCCCAAACUAAUGAGCGUUUUACAAGAGUUUCAGGUCAAUCCAGCAAACCAAAAUUUGGAUCAGUUUUAUUGGGUCAUGUCAUGGGCAAAUGCCAUACCCAUUCAUCACAUGGUAAACCUUUUAGAAGUAGGUUUCUUCACAAAAUGGCAACAAGUUUUGUAUCACUGGUUGUGCUCAAACCCCAACUUUGAGGAAGUGACCCAAUGGUAUUUGGGGUGGAAGGACCUUUUUCCAAAAGAAUUACUUGCAAAUGAGAGAAUAAGGCUUCAGUUGAAUGUGGGUCUUAAUAUGAUGAAUCAAGCAGUGGAAGGAAUGGUGGUUGUUCAACCAGGGGUUAGGGAGAACAUCAGUUAUCUUAGGGUUACAGAGCAAAGGCAAUUCGAGGCUCAGCAGCAAGCUGCUGCUUUUGCGCAAAAUCAGGGAGCCUCGGGUGUUCAUAUGGACAACAUGGGUGUGCCUGAAAUGAGCUUAAAGGAGGCUAUUGAAGCCUAUGCUCAAGACAAUAACCUCCAAUUUUUGCCUAAGGUUGGUCGUACUCAUGAUGGGCUUCAGGUAUAUGGCUUUGGAAAUGUUAGUGUUUGUGUGGAUUCUGUGAAACAACUGAUCUUCGCCCAAAGUGGGGACAGAUGGGUUGCUGUCUCUCUUGAGCAAUUGAUGGAGAUGCAACGCACUCGGCGUGCCGGAGCUCGCUAAGUUUUGUAUCUGUAAGAGAAAUUUUAUGCCUUUGAAUUACUUCAUAAUGUACCAAUUUUAUUUGUGUAUUAUUUAUAUAAGUUUCAUUUUAACUUC
This is a messenger RNA of Amborella trichopoda, 3080 nucleotides long. RefSeq names its product GC-rich sequence DNA-binding factor-like protein with Tuftelin interacting domain-containing protein (gene STIPL1). Gene Ontology annotation, cellular component: U2-type post-mRNA release spliceosomal complex. NCBI's taxonomy places the organism in Eukaryota, Viridiplantae, Streptophyta, Magnoliopsida, Amborellales, Amborellaceae. Gene Ontology annotation, molecular function: nucleic acid binding. The record is from RefSeq and is a predicted model, not a curated record. Gene Ontology annotation, biological process: spliceosomal complex disassembly.